Messenger RNA from Temnothorax curvispinosus, 411 nucleotides. RefSeq lists its product as uncharacterized. Bases 1 to 411 code for a protein of 136 amino acids. The transcript has a single exon. The record is from RefSeq and is a predicted model, not a curated record. NCBI's taxonomy places the organism in Eukaryota, Metazoa, Arthropoda, Insecta, Hymenoptera, Formicidae.
AUGGUCGUGGCAGCGAUGAAGGAGGCAGGGCUGAGGGUGGCUCCCCAAAAGACACAGAUAGUGUUCUACGGCAAGAGGAGGGGGAAGCCGCCCCCAGCCCACAUCGAGAUCGAGGGAACCCGUGUCUCCGUGGGGGCCGAGAUGAAAGUCUUGGGCCUCUGGUUGGAUGGCACCUGGAGCUUUGGCGGGCAUUUCGCUCGCCUGACCCCCAAAGUCAAGACUACGGCGAACAGCCUAGCCAGGCUUAUGCCGAAUCUGGGGGGGGGGGGCGAGCGGACAUGCUCGCCGUCUAUACGCGACGACCGUGCACGCCGUGGCACUGUAUGGUGCCCCUGUCUGGGUGCAAGCGGUGAAGGGCUCGGUCCGCUUGCGGACGCAGCUGCGUCAGAUGCAGCGGACCAUUGCCCUUAG